AUGGUCGCCAGCGCUAUGGGCGAAGAGCCUUCACGGCAACCGCUGCUUAGCCAGUACAGCCCCGCCAAAAGGAAGCGACGGGACGCGGUGAAUGAGGAUGUUACUCCCGAAGACAGGGCUGAAACCAUCCCUGGCUGCGCCAGUGUCAGAGCGCCGGUUAAAAGACCCAAGAGCCCAAGAUACAGAAAACAGAGCCCAGCAUCCAGCCGAUGUGACAGCGGAAUUUGUGUUGACCUGUCACCUUCUUCGAGCCUCUCAGAUGCAGACUGUGCCAGUCCCGCUCUUAGAAACAGCUGGUCCUCCCGCGGGCUGACUACUCAGCUUGAUUUACACAUUUUUAGAGAAUACGGGGAGAAAUGUUACGAUCUUAAUCGAGAAUCUGAGAAGAAAUUUCACCCCCGGAAUUGCUUGGCAGGUCAGCUGCAGGUAACUGCAGAAGACCGAUGUAAACUGGUGAGCUGGCUGAUCCCGGUUCACAGGUACUUUAACUUCUCCUUUGAAUCUAUGUGCCUCACUGUGAACAUCAUGGACCGUUUCCUUCAAACGACCCCCGUGGCUUCGGAUUGUUUCCAACUUGUUGGGGUAACUUCGCUUCUCCUUGCAUGCAAACAAGUUGAAGUUCACCCUCCCAAAAUUAAACAGCUGCUUUCCCUCUGCUGUGAUGCUUUUACUGGUGAUCAGCUCCGGAACCUGGAGUGCAUCAUCCUAAUCAAACUCGACUUCGAGCUGGCUGCACCGAGUGUGGAUUUUUUCUUGGACUAUUUCACCAACACGAGGGUGGAGCAUCAGCAGCCACGCAGCCGGGCCGUCAGCGCUGAACGCCUAGCCAGGCGCCUUGCUGAGCUCAGCUUCGCCGAUUACUCCUUCAAUAGCUACCCGCCUUCCUUGCUGGCCAUCUCUGCCCUGAGCUUGGCCGAUCGUAUGUUAUAUCCCAAGGAAGGUAUCCAGCUAGAGUUCAGCGAUUACUCGCCCUGCGUGUUGGAGAACUGUAUAGCGAGACUGAAGUUGCUGGCGGCUUUGAACGAAGAGUCACUGGCCCUCUUCCAGCUCUUUGGGCCGACAGAUAAUGAGCUCAGCGCUGAGUUAUGAGAUGUUUCGCAGUUACACCGCGGUCACGUUUGU
This is a messenger RNA of Carcharodon carcharias (great white shark), 1122 nucleotides long. RefSeq names its product cyclin-O. The record is from RefSeq and is a predicted model, not a curated record. NCBI's taxonomy places the organism in Eukaryota, Metazoa, Chordata, Chondrichthyes, Lamniformes, Lamnidae. Gene Ontology annotation, biological process: mitotic cell cycle phase transition; regulation of cyclin-dependent protein serine/threonine kinase activity. The transcript has 3 exons. Gene Ontology annotation, molecular function: cyclin-dependent protein serine/threonine kinase regulator activity. Gene Ontology annotation, cellular component: nucleus; centrosome; cytoplasm. The coding region runs from base 1 to 1089 and encodes 362 amino acids.